This is a messenger RNA of Rattus norvegicus (Norway rat), 3151 nucleotides long. RefSeq names its product scratch family transcriptional repressor 2 (gene Scrt2). The record is from RefSeq and is marked inferred. Gene Ontology annotation, cellular component: nucleus. Gene Ontology annotation, biological process: regulation of neuron migration. Lineage: Eukaryota; Metazoa; Chordata; Mammalia; Rodentia; Muridae.
ACAGCUCCAGCGACCGCCUGUGUGCGCGCCGCCGCCGCCGCCGCCGCCGCCGCCGCCGCCGCCGCCGCCGCCGCCGCUGCCGCGCCCGAGCGGCACCGGAGCCCGAGCCGCGACCGUCGCCACCCCGCCGGCUCCGCGGCCGCCCGCCCGCUGGGAGCUGUCCAGUGCUGAAGCCCGUGCCGACAGCCAAUCGCGCCGGCCGGCCGCCUCCCCCACCGGGCCUCCGGUGCCCCGCGAGCCCCCCGCCCGGCUGCACCAUGCCGCGUUCCUUCCUGGUGAAGAAGAUCAAAGCGGAUGGCUUCCAGUGCAGCGGGGUGCCAGCCCCCACCUACCACCCCCUGGAGACUGCCUACGUGCUGCCCGGUACCCGCGGGCCUCCGGGGGACAACGGUUAUGUGGCGCACUGCAUGCCCCCCAGCGGUUAUGAUGGCGAGCAGAAGCCUGGGCUGGAGCUGGCGCCCACAGAGCCCGCCUACCCGGCCGCGGCGUCCGAGGAGUACAGCGACCCCGAGAGCCCACAGUCCAGCCUGUCGGCGCGCUACUUCCGCGGGGAGGCGGCCGUGACCGACAGCUACUCCAUGGACGCCUUCUUCAUUUCUGAUGGGCGUUCGCGGCGGCGCCGGGCCGGGGCUGGCGGGGACGCGGCAGGCGCAGGGGAUGGGGGCGGCGGCGGGGAGCGCGCGGGGCGCUCGGGGGCGACGGCGGGAGGCGGGCACCGGCACGCAUGCGCAGAGUGCGGCAAGACGUACGCCACGUCGUCGAACCUGAGCCGCCACAAGCAGACGCACCGCAGCCUGGACAGCCAGCUGGCGCGCAAGUGCCCGACGUGUGGCAAGGCCUACGUGUCUAUGCCCGCGCUCGCCAUGCACGUGCUCACGCACAACCUGCGCCACAAGUGCGGCGUGUGCGGCAAGGCCUUCUCCCGGCCCUGGUUGCUCCAGGGCCACAUGCGCUCGCACACCGGCGAGAAGCCCUUUGGUUGCGCGCACUGCGGCAAGGCCUUCGCCGACCGCUCCAACCUGCGCGCGCACAUGCAGACGCACUCGGCCUUCAAGCACUACCGCUGCCGCCAGUGCGACAAGAGCUUCGCGCUCAAGUCCUACCUCCACAAGCACUGCGAGGCUGCCUGCGUGAAGGCCGCCGAGCCUCCGCCUUCCGCCGGCCCGGCCAGCUGAGCCUCUGCCAUGCGGGAUGCCCGCAGAGGCUUCUCCCAUCCCUCAGUCUGCGUCUCCCCUGCCUGCGCCCUGGGUGGGGUGGGGAUGAACCCUAUCUUGGCCUAGAACUUUCUUUUCAACCCCGACUAAGCCCACCAUUCAUUUCCUGCAUCUGAUCUUCCUUCGCACCCACCUACUUUGUCCAUUCUGGCCACCACUCGGACCUUGACCCCAUGUCUGGCCUUUAAGGCUCCCAACUCAGGCACCAGGUCCGUACCUCUUCCAGGUCCCGGCGCUGGAAGUUUCUCCGGCCCCGACUCUAGGCUGUGUUCCUUCACUAGAUCUCUCUUCGCAUUUCUCAGCUGAGUCAUUGGCCAUUCCUUUAUUGGAGCCCUCAAUCUAAACCCAAAUGUACCCUUGAUUUCCUAUCUGCCUCAGUUUCCCUGUUCACACAGUCCUAUCCUUGGGUCUCUGCUGAAUUUCUGUGUGUGUGUGUGUGUGUGUGUGUGUGUGUGUGCGCGCGCGCGCGCGCGCGCGCGAGCUCAUGCAUGCGUGCAGGUGUCUGUCUGUCUGUCUGUGUCUGUCCAUCCAGGAAUCUAAUCUUCACCAUUCUUGGUGUCAUUUGCCUGUCCAUCCCUGAGCCCUUCCAUGCUUGGGCCUUAGCUCCAGCCACUUAAGCGAUUCCACCUGACAUUCUCAGUCUAACCGGAUCUCUCCAGUUCCUUCUUCCUUCUAGUAGCUCCCCAGUCCUCAGUUUUCCUAGCCGGGAACAGACUUGGGAGGCAGCCCAGGGCUCUGCCCUCUCAGGUGACCCCUCUUGGCCCAGGACAAUUCCCGCCUAGGCCUCAGGCCUGGAGCUGCGAUUUCCCAGUUUCUGAGCACUUUCCCUCACCCCGGGCCUACAGGUUCGCCUCGGCCAUUGCUAGAGGACAGCCUGGAGCAGCACCUCACCCAUGGACACAUCCCCUCGUCCGGCAGGGCCCCUUCCACUAUUUAUUUGUGUAUUUAUUUAUUUAUCUAUUUAUUAUUCUAUUUAAUCUCUUGGCUUCACCCAGGGACUGUCUGGCUUCCCCAGCUGGACUGGGAAGUCAAAGGGCAGAGUCAGCAAGGCCGUCGCUCGCUGCUCCUCCCCUUAUGGGUCUAGGGAGAAGCCCACCCACAUCAGAGCCUGAACUCCUUAGGAAGAGGCCUGGAGAAAUGGGGGGAGGCGGAGCCUGCUGAUCCUCAUCUGGCAGGGGAGGGGCCAUCAGAAGGUCCUAUUUGGGGGCAGGUCCCCGGCCUUCUGAGCCUUCCACUCCUGUCCCAGGAAGCCCUUCUGGAGCCUCUCCCUUUGUUUCUUAUUUAUUCCUCUUUCAGAGGGACCCCAGGUUCCAGGGACCGACUGAGCCCCGGACCCCGCUGGGGCCUCUGGCCUGUUCCCGGGAGGAGUGCUCUCUCCCGGCCACGACUAUGCAACUCUCCCGGGCAGAGGGGCCGGGACUGCCAGCCAGGCGCCUAUUGGCCACCACUACCUCCUCCACCGCGCUUUUGCAUGCCCGGGCGAGGACCGAAGCACACACCUCCGCGCGCACCGGCCCGGCCCCCUCUGCUUUAAGCACACGCCUCUUCCCACGUCCCUCUGUGUUCCCUUUGUGGGCAAGAGCCCUGGACGCUCAGACCUCCUUCCCCUCCCCCUAGCCACAAAAGAGGGUGGAGACUGCAGACCGCCCCAGGUUGCUCUCUAGGGCUUCGGAGGGGGUGGAGCUUCAUUGAGCCCCAGGCUCCCGGAGGGAGGCUGCAGAGAUGGUGGGAGAGAGAGGGGUCACCAGAAGCAAUUAUGGAGGGUGCUGACCCUGUAAAUAGGAACUUCUGACAGCAAUAAUUUCCCAUGCAUGCUAAAUCUUUUGGACCCUCCCUUGUCGUACCCCCAACUCACCCCCUCACCCCUAUUCCUUUCCCAUCUUCAGCAGUAUUACUUGUAACGCAAUUCAGGGAUAUUAAAGGGACUUUGGCCACUC